CAGUGCAAGUGCCCUCAGCUGUUGAACUGAGUGUCAGCCAUCAGUUCUUUCAGCCCCACAGUUUGAGACAGCUUUGUGAUGGAUCAUCUCUUUUAGCCAGGGUGCUACCAGUGCUUUGCUCAUUGUCUUCCUCAUUGUGGAUGACCUGCUGUGUCAUCCCCCAGGCAGGCAGUGUCCUGCAGCUGGGCUGUGGAGGGCUGGGCUGGGACAGGGACUGCUGCGUUCCCUCACAGCUCCCCUGCCAUUUCUCUUGUCCCUGCAGGCUCCAGUUGGACUUCUGCCUUCCGGCCGUGAUCAUCUCACCUGCAGGAGAGCAGCAGAUGGCCACAGCACAUCCGUGUCAGGAGCCCGUGAGCUUUGCGCAGGUGGCCGUGUAUUUCAGCAGGGAGGAGUGGGCGCUGCUGGACCCUGCGCAGCGAGCGCUCUACCGGGACGUGAUGCUGGAGACGUACCAGUGCGUGGCCUCGCUGGCUCCACUUCCAGCCCACAAACCCAUGGUGAUCUCCCUGCUUGAAGGAGGGGAAGACCCCUGGAUCCCAGAUGUGCGUAGCCCUGAGGCUGUGCCAGGAGACCUCAGCCCAGCAGGAACUCGGAUUGCAGAUGUAUUGGAGGAUCUGCAGGAAAGUGGAGUGGCCGAAAGGUGGUUGGGUAGUGUCUGUGUGGAAGAAAUCAGGAGGGAUGUCCAAGGAGGCCUGGAGCAAGGUCAGAGUGAGUGCAUCAAGAAUCCACUGGGAAAGUGUCUGGUAAAGACAGUAAGCAGCCCACUGGACUUCAACAUAGGUGAAAAGUGUCCUGAAGAACCCAGGAGCAAGGAUGUGAGCCAGAAGAAAAAGCAGGAUCCAUGCACUGAGCUUUGUGGGAGCUUUAAAGUAGAUUCCAGCAUCAUUAACCAACAGUGCAUACACUCAGCACAGAGCCCAUACAAGUGCUCUGAUUGUGGAAGGUGCUUCAAAAAGAGAUCCCAACUAACCCGCCACAAGCACAUCCACACAGGACGGAGACCCUUUAAGUGCUCUGAGUGUGGGAAGAGCUUCAAAAGUAGUUCCCACCUCACCUCCCACCAAUACACCCACACAGGAGAGAGACCCUACAAGUGUACUGAGUGUGGGAAGAGCUACGGAAGCAGUUCCUACCUCACCUGCCACCAGCGCAUCCACACAGGAGAGAAACCCUAUAAGUGCUCUGAGUGUGGGAAGAGCUUUAAAAGGAACUAUGAAUUGAAGCAGCACCUGUGCACCCACACAGGAGAGAGACCCUACAAGUGCUCUGAGUGUAGGAAGAGCUUCAGAAACCAUUCCCACCUCAGUUUCCACCAACGCAUUCAUACAGGAGAGAGACCCUACAAGUGUCCUGAAUGUGAGAAGAGCUUCAAAAGGAACUAUGAAUUGAAGAAGCACCAUCGCAUUCACACAGGAGAGAGACCGUUUCAGUGUCCUGAGUGUGGGAAGAGCUUCAAAAGCAGUUCUGAAUUGAAGCAGCACCAGCGCGUCCACACAGGAGAGAAACCUUUUACAUGUCCUGAGUGUGGGAAGAGCUUCAAAACCAGUUUUGAAUUAAAGGUGCACCGGCGCAUUCACACAGGAGAGAAACCUUUUACAUGUCCUGAGUGUGGGAAGGGCUACAAAAGCAGUUCUGAAUUAAAGCUGCACCGGCGCAUCCACACAGGAGAGAAACCUUUUACAUGUCCUGAGUGUGGGAAGGGCUACAAAAGCAGUUCUGAAUUGAAGCAGCACCAGUGGAGCCACACAGGGGAGAGACCCUACAAGUGCUCUGAGUGUGGGAAGGGCUUCAAAAGCCGUUCCCACCUCAGUUUGCACCAACGCAACCACACAGGAGAGAGACCCUUUCAGUGUUCUGAAUGUGGGAAGAGCUUCAAAAGCCGUUCUGAAUUGAAGCAGCACCAGCGCAUCCACACAGGGGAGAGACCCUACAAGUGCCCUGACUGUGGGAAGAGCUUCAAAAGCAGUUGUCAAUUGAAGCAGCACCAGCGCGUUCACACAGAGGAGAGACCUUUUCAGUGUCCUGAGUGUGGGAGGAGCUUCAAAGGCAGUUCUGAAUUGAAGCAGCACCAGCGCAUCCACACGGGGGAGAGACCCUACAAAUGCCCUGAGUGUGGGAAGAGCUUCAAACGCAGAUCUAAUCUCAAUACCCACAAGCAUAUCCACAAAGCACAAAGGCUGUAGAAGCAUCCCCAAGAUAUGAGGAACCUUCAAAAGCAGUUCCAGCCUCAUUACCUACCAGCACAGCCACACAAGAUACAGAACCUGCACAGCCCCGAACAUGGGCAGAGCUUCAGCCAGAGCUCCAGCCUGGUCACCACCCUGUCACUUUGUGUGGUGAUGAACCUUACAAAUCCCUUGAGUAGAGGAAGAGCUCUGCGGCCAAACUCAAUCCUCUUUCUCCUUCUUUGCAUGGGAAUUAUGCAUAUUGUUCUCUUACAGCUGCAGUUGCUGUGUUGAGUGGCGAUGCAAAGGAGAAUCCAGAGAGGGAUGUGUCACAGCCACUGGAAACCCUCUGCCAGUUUGGCAUAUUUCUGCCAGGGCUGUGUGCAAGGAGAGUCACAUCUUACUUCCCCUGUAGAUACUCAUCUGCUGUGGGGCAGCAGGUGAGGACCCAAAGGAAACCUCAGCUGGGCUGAUACGUCACCAGGAAGGAAGAAAUCCUGUCUGCAGGUAGUGUGGGAAGAGCUUCAUCUGGAGCUCAAGCCAGAGAACCAACCCAAGAGGAGAGUCCCUGUGAGUGCCUUGACUGCAGGAAAUGGUCCGUCCACAGCUGGAAGUUCAUCACACACCAGUGGAUCCACACGAGGAACCCUACAGGUGUGCAGCCUGCAAGAAGAGCUUUGGCCACAGCUCAAACCUGCUGCGGUACUGGAGUGUCUGCACUUGGGUGAAGUCCAAUCCGUGCCUGCACCAGUGAGUUCAUGUGGCUGGAAGCCUUAGAAAUGCCUCGAGUGUGAGAAGGGCUUUGUGCAGAGCGCAGAGCUCCUCACGUGCAUCCCAGAAUGCCGUUGGCCUUUUUGGCCACAAGGGCACACUGCUGGCUCAUGGCCAACCUGUCGUCCACCAGGACGCCCCCGUCCCUCUCUGCAGAGCUCCUCUCAAGCAGGUCAUCUCCCAACUUGUACUGAUGCAUGCAAUUAUUCCUCCCUAGAUGCAAGACUCUAUAUGUGUUUUUGUUAAACCUUAUCUGGUUUCUUGCUGCCCAGCUCUCCAGCCUGUCCAGGUCUCGCUGAAUGGCAUCACAGCCUUCAGGUGUGUCAGCCAAUCCUCCC
Messenger RNA from Phasianus colchicus (ring-necked pheasant), 3274 nucleotides. NCBI's taxonomy places the organism in Eukaryota, Metazoa, Chordata, Aves, Galliformes, Phasianidae. The record is from RefSeq and is a predicted model, not a curated record.